GAUCCAUCAGGCGAGUGUUUUACCACUAGACUACGGCGACUUCUGUAUGCUAUAAUUGUUAUGACACCGCCGUUUGUUAUAAUUGUUAUGACACCGCUGUAUGCUUUGACCGCUGUAUGAUCGCCACGUGGGUUACAAGGCCAGAUAUGUUCUAUGGCAUUCAAAUCAGGGCAAGGCGCAGGCCGGUCCCCGUAAGUGAUAUUGUUUCCCUGAGGAGGAGCACUGACUAUCCUAGUCUGAGCGGUUCAGGCGAUGUUAUGGUCCAUGCAAAUGAAAUCAGUUCCUUGCUGUUGGGCUAGAGGGAUGACAAUAGAUGUAAUGAGUUCACCCCUAUACCUCACCAUAGUACCUUUCCUAAGUAUGAUAAGAUCAGUUAUUUGUCCAAUCUGAAUUUCUACACAAACCAUAAGGCUGCCCUUACUAUAACGAUCGUGUUGGACUGGUUUAAUGUGUGAAGCAUUGCCUAACCUCGCUUCACACUCUUCGUCAUCCAUCCUUAAAGUCGAGACAGAAUCUUGAUUUGUUCGUAAAGAGAACUUGAUCUCACCAGUUGACAUGCUGCCUUGCCCACUAGAUUCACACCUGUCGAUGAUGCUGCUGUAGCGGGAUGCGUUGUAGUGGUCUUCUGGAGUUUCAGACCACCAGCAUGAAGUCUGAUCCUAACUGCCUGAGUGGAUUUUUGAUUAUUGUGAACUCUUGCUAAAUCAUUUCGGAGACUUUGUGUAGGUGAUCCCAGCUAUGGGCCUUGAUGAAGGGUUGCUACCUGUGGACGACCCGAACAAGCUCACCCAUGAAAAGGAUAGUCUGUUGAAACCUUGCAACGGCUUUAGAAAUUACACCGAUGAACGUUGUAUUGGUUGGACUAGAAGACAAUGGCGCUGCUACAUGGAACCGACUACUGUGACAAGUUUUCACCCGAGAUUUUUCUCAAGGACUUCUGGGGAUAUCUUGACGAUCAGAACAUAUUUACAAUAUCCAAUGCAUACAUCUUCCUCAACGAUGAAAGACUGACAGGACAUCGACUCCUUGACUUUGGUUGCGGUCCGUCUCUCAGUGGGAUGAUCACUACGCCAGAACGAUUCUCGGACAUUGUCAUGGCUGACCUUGCACCGUCCAACCUUGAUAUUAUUCGGCGCUGGAUGGACGGAGAAAAGAUAAACUUCAACUGGGAUCAUAUUUUCAGGUUUACAGCAGAGUUAGCUGGUGCAAAAGAUGUGUCAGAAUGGACUGAAAGAAAGAUUGGUCACCUAAAGACAUUCGUGAAGAAACUUGUCACUUGCGACGUCACAAAGGAACUGCCAUUAGGACCAGACUACGUUGAGGCGUUCGAUGUCGUAUUUACCAGUUUCUGUCUUGCUACUGCUGCAAAAAGUAUUGCUGAAUACAAACAGUUCCUGAAACAUGUGGCCUCCCUUCUUCCCUCUGGUGGCCAUCUUGUCAUGCGCGACACAUUGAACCUAACGGCUUAUACAGUUCAUAACAAGAAGUUCCACUUUCUAAAAUUAUCGAUGGUUGAUGUAAAAGAUGCCUUAUGCAAUGCCCAGUUUGAGGUUCUGGAAUGUAAAUCUGAGAAUUUCAGCAUGCCUCUAUGUGAGCCUCCUGAAUUGUCAGUCUUUGUUCUGUUGGCAAGAAAAGCUUAAAGUUUCAAUCUUUAACUUUAUUUACUAAGGUCAAAUAGAGCUACAGACACACAGUUUUAAUAAACUUAUCUUUCAUUAUACGCUUAUAUAGUUUUCAUGCUGGAGUGUCGUUAACCAUCUAUUCUAUUUUAUUCUAUUCUGUUCUAUACACCUAUAUAUCUGUUGCAAAAAUUAGUUCAUUUAUACCAUGUGAACGAACAUUAAUUACCAGUCGUAUACAAAAAGCCAUAUUGGACGCUAAAAAGCAUAUUGGACGCUAAAAGGCAUAUUGGGCGCUAAAAGGCAUAUUGGACGCUAAAAGGCAUAUUGGGCGCUAAAAUGUAUAUUGGACGCUAGAAAUCCAUAUUGGACGCCGCUAAAUAUCCAUUACAUAUUGGACACCCAUGCACUGCGACGUAAAAGUGACGUCAUUCCCAUUGGUUUACGUUUCUUUGCAGUGCUAAUGUGCGUGUUUAUAACUGCGAAACAAACAAGAAUGAAACAUAAAUAAAUAAAACUAAUUGAUCAAGAGAAAUGUAGGUAGGAAAAGACAGAAUUGGAAAUUUUACUUCGUUAGCACUAAAGAAAUAGUUCGUCGUUUUAUAAUUUACAAAUCACAAAGUUUCAUUUACUACCAUGAAACUAAUAAGUUAAUGUUUAUGUGAUCUACAUUAAUUACCUUGGUCAAAGGAUAUAGAAUUGUAUGCGGCGAUAAAACAAUUAAUGUGGAUGAUGGGUUCUCUAAUGAUUAAAAAAGAAGAUAAAAAUACUCGAGAUUUUGUAUAGGCCUACUCGGUUUACUCAGCAGUCCGUAGUUUCAACCCGUAAAAUGGAUACUAAGUGCAGUUAAUCUACAAACCUGUGACACAUUUGGAUAAAGUUGCAACAUAGUGAAACGAGAGUCUGUGACGGUGAAAUACCCUUAAAAAUAGACUGGAACUCGACUCCAUAAUUAAACUUGUGCAAUUGGUCCUAAAAUGAAUUCUACGUAGUGGACAACAUGGUAUUUACUUGGUUUUUGCGCAUGCGUCAAGAUGGCAGGACGAAAUCUUUAGGACUCGAGCAAUUUUAACAUUUUAACUAUGUAAUGAUUUUAUUCAACCUCUACAAACUACUACUAAACAUUGAGUAACGAAGCUGAAACCGUACGCCUGAUCAUUUCAGUGGAAACUUUAAAAAUGAAUCAAGGUGAAUGUUUGAACAAAGUGACAUAUGAAAAUGGACAUAAAUGUACGUUUACCUGCAAAACUAGGCUUACGAUGUUUUGUGAAAUUGGGCCCUUGUUCAUAUGGACAAAAAAAUGCACGUUUGCAAAAUGACAACAGUGCAAAUUUACACAUGUAUGCAAAUGAUUAUUUUGCAAUGCGUUCAUAUGGAUUAGCUUUAACAGGAAAUCGUAAUAAUGACAUAUCCAUCAAAACCUGUAUCAUUUCGAACUGGACCAUCAGUAUGAUCACAUUACUUGCUUUUAGCAGUAAAAUAAGUCGACAAUU
This is a messenger RNA of Gigantopelta aegis, 3112 nucleotides long. Its product is annotated as phenylethanolamine N-methyltransferase-like. The transcript is spliced from 4 exons. Lineage: Eukaryota; Metazoa; Mollusca; Gastropoda; Neomphalida; Peltospiridae. The coding region runs from base 873 to 1640 and encodes 255 amino acids. Gene Ontology annotation, cellular component: cytosol. The record is from RefSeq and is a predicted model, not a curated record. Gene Ontology annotation, molecular function: N-methyltransferase activity.